UGAUUGAGAGGCCUGGGAAGCUUCACCCAAGGCUGAAAGGGGGAGGGUGGUGGGUGGGGCCUGGGCUGAUAUCUAAUGAAAAUUUAAACCCCAGCUAUGGCUAUUAUAAAGAAAAGAAAAGUGGCUGAUGAUAAGCAUGUAGCUCCAAAGGACAAUGUAUAUAAAAAUAUGCAAGAAUCAAAGGAAACCCACAUAUCCAAUCACCUGGAUGAAAUUGUUGCUGCUGUCAGCAUUACACCUAGAAAGAAGAUCCAAAACAAGCUGCCUCAGACAGCACUAUUCCAGCCUCCUCGAGAGAAACUCCACCUCUGUGAAGAGAAAGCGAAGUCUUAUUCUAGCAGUCACGAAUAUGAACAGGCUGUCCGCGAGCUUGUACGCUGCAUGGCGCUGACGAGAAUUUGCUAUGGUGACUCACACUGGAAACUAGCAGAGGCACAUGUUAAUCUGGCCCAAGGCUACCUCCAGCUGAAAGGACUGUCCCUGCAAGCAAAACAACAUGCAGAAAAAGCCAGAGAAAUCCUCACCAACUCCAUCGUGCCUCCCUAUAACGACAAUACAGAUGUUUUCAAGUGUUCGAUUGAGCUAUUCCAUACCAUGGGGAGAGCCUUACUCUCCCUUCAAAAGUUUAAAGAAGCUUCCGAGAAUUUGACAAAGGCAGAGACACUUGCAAAGGAGCUGCUGCAAUGUGGAAGGAUUGUAAAGGAGGAAUGGAUAGAAAUUCAAGCACGGAUCAAAUUGUCAUUUGCACAGAUGUAUCAAAGUCAGAAGAAAUCAAAAGAAGCCCUGCCCCACUAUCAAGAGGCUUUAGAAUACACUGAGAUCAGUCGAGGUGAAAAAAGUCUUGAAUGUGUACCGAUAUUGAAGGAAUUGGCAGGUGUAGAGCGAGCCCUGGGAGUUCAUGACGCAUCCAUCAACCAUUUUCUACAGGCGCAUCACAUCGUGCUGAGCAGAAACCCCUCUCAAGAAGAGGCAGCAGUCUCUGCACAUUUGGUCGCCCGCGCUGCCGUCGCUUCCGGGGGGAUCGAACACCACGAUGUGGCCAAGCAGUAUUUUCAAGAGAGCAUGGCUAAUCUUAAGGAUGCUGAAGGGAUGGGAAAAGCCAAAUUUCUUUCAAUUCAAGAUGAUUAUUGCCAUUUUCUACAAGUCACCGGACAAAAAGAGAGAGCAAUCUCCAUCCUGAGAGAGUCCCUGGAAGCCAAAGUGGCCGUGUUUGGUGACCUCAGCCCGGAGGUGGCAGAGACAUACCGGCUGUUAGGUGGGGCCGACCUGGCACAGGGGAACCAGAGUGGGGCCCACAAGAAACUAAAGAAGUUGUCCUGGAGAAAGAUGGUGGUAGCUUGCUCCAAGACAGUGGCCAGGGGCUGGAGCAAGGUCGUGGGGGAGUCGAGGGAUGCCGAUAAGGAUGUAGAACCCACGGCACGUGGCAACUCAGAGGAAUGACUGCUAAGGGAAGCAGUGCACAGCGAGCAGCACUCUUGCAGCUACCGAACCUGCCUGGAUUUUGAGGGCGAGGCUUCGUGACACGGCACCCCCCACGAAGCAUCCUUACCAGAGGUGUCAGUUGCUGACGGAUCCCUGGAGCCCUGUGGUCCAGCCGUGUCUUCAGGCUCCGUAUAAGAACUUCCUCAGUUGAACUGUUUGUCCUCUUGUUUGAUCAUUCAUCUAGCAAAUAUCGCCCCUACUCACGUGUCAGGGAAUGUUCUGGAACCUGGGGCACAAAGGCGAGCAACACAAAUGUGGCCCCUCUGGGGACAGCUUGCAGGCCAGUGUGGAAGCGGGUGCUACCUCUUGUCUUUCUGCAGGGGGUAGAAAGCUUCUUGUUUGGUAUUUAAGGAAUAAUAGAAACACAAAUGACUUCUCCCAACCCCUGCAGAUAAAAUCAAAGAGCGUAACAGCAAUAUAACAGUUCCCCAAAAUUCAUCUGGAUCCUGGAAAUUCCAGGGGUUUUGUCCACUUAGAGAAAAAUGAGAAGCACCCUGUACAGGCUGAUUUCAAAUAGGAGUGCACUGGCCUUGGAAGAAGAAUCUGGAGAGCACAAAAUACCUUUUAUUUAUGCUGUAGAAUAUUCCACCACCGGGAUUUGGGAUUCUUCACUUAGUUCAGAGGGUUGUUUAAAAUGCCGGGCUCCCAGUAGGUUCAAAUAACAUUUAUUGACUUUGUCUCUGACAGUGUCCAUAUUUUUAACAAAAGAAUCGAAAUAACCUGUUUCACACAAAAAUGCUUAAGCAAAUUUAGCUAAGAGCAGCAGAGCACUGAAAAAUUCAAUUUAUGUUUCUUAGGUAAAUACACAGCUAUGUAAAACAUUUCCUAGUAAGGUCAGUAAGGGGGUUAUUUCACUAUUUAAAAUUUUCUGAAUCAGGCUUCUGGCUCUGAGCUGUCAGCACAGAGCUGACGCCAGGCUCGAACCCACAAACUGUGAGAUCAUGACCUGAGCUGAAGUCGAACGCUUAACUGACUGAGGCACCCGGGCGCCCCUCACUAUUUUAAAAAGGUAGCUCUUGAAAACUAUUCCAGCUAGUAGGUGAACCAUUCUUUCCUGAUGUGGUGCCUGGUAUGGUGUCCCUGGGCACUGUCCUCUAAAGGAGAUUAGGUAGGGGCUGAGGACCCAUUUCCCUCUCCUAGUUGGCAUCCCUUUACAUCUCUUCUCGCUUCAGCUAGAACUGGGGGAAAAUCUCCUUAAGGAGGAUAAGUAGCCUUAAAAAAAAACAAAUCUAUUAAUGCCAGGAAGAGAAGAAUCUUGACUGCCAGGGUCUAGGGAGUAGGGACGGGGAUGGGCUGACCUCUCUCUGGGCUUGAUUAUUGAUUAUGACCUUCUCUCCUACCUCCAGUCUCCCUACACACAUUUUUCCCAGGGACAAUGACCAGCACACAAGGUCUGGAAUGGAGGUGGUUAGUAGAACCAAUGAGAAUUGGUAUAAGCACCGUCAAUUGCCCUGUCCUUGUACCUAGAAAUCUGAAAAAGUUAGCUACUAGUAUGUUUUUCCCUAGAGAAUGAGGGGCCAGAGAGAAGCUUCAGUAACCCAAAGGGUAGGAUGGAUAUCCCUCCUGAGUUCUGGAUUUUGGAGGCCCUCUGUUAAGGCAGGGUAAACCGAGACCUCAGACCAUCUCAAAUAAUGAUUAUAAUGUCAGUAAAAUGCUAAUGUCUCAGUGAAUGAACUAACACCGAGACAUCAGCUCAUCUCAAAAUGAGCUGCAAGGGAGGUACUCGUAGAUAUGUAAACAGAGAAGGCAGAUGAGUUUAAAAUGAGACCUGAUCUUUCACACGGAGUUAAGGUAUUUCUGGCCAUGUAGGGGAAAAUGAAGUCUGUCCUGGCAAGAACGUUAGCCCUGGACAGUGGCCUCUCACUGCCAAGCAUGAAUGAGGGGAAAGCCUGCUUGCUUCCUGUUUUCUGUCCCUGCCUGAGCACCUCCCUUGCUGGACCCUGCCUGGAGACGCCCCCAGGCUUCCAGCAGCUGGGAGCCACGUGGGAGAGAAGGGCGGGAAGAGUUUACGUCAAGUGUCCUGGGUGUUGGAAACCUGUCCCCAAAAGCAACACAGAACUUUCUCAGAGUUCCUUAAGUUUCCCAAGUUCAUAGCAGUUUAUCCGUGGAUUAAAGCAGAGCUGGCCCAAACCCAUGGAAAGAGCAGCAGGCCAGGCCAGGUCCCCCAGUGCGGAUUCCGAAAGCCUGUGGCUUAUUUGGGUGGAGGGGGUGGGAUUUUGGAGCAUUUGGAUUAUAUGCUAAAUGGAAUGACAGAACAAGUUUGCUACUUCCUUGGUAUUACAUAAUUCAACAAAGAGUGAAGGUCUGUUGUUUCAAAACAAAAACAAAAAACAA
This is a messenger RNA of Felis catus (domestic cat), 3816 nucleotides long. It is a transcript of the gene TTC23, whose product is annotated as tetratricopeptide repeat domain 23. Bases 97 to 1440 code for a protein of 447 amino acids. Lineage: Eukaryota; Metazoa; Chordata; Mammalia; Carnivora; Felidae. The transcript is spliced from 11 exons. Gene Ontology annotation, molecular function: protein binding. The record is from RefSeq and is a predicted model, not a curated record.